Molecule: messenger RNA, 1214 nt
Organism: Anolis sagrei ordinatus
Lineage: Eukaryota; Metazoa; Chordata; Lepidosauria; Squamata; Anolidae
Gene: SFT2D1
Product: SFT2 domain containing 1
Biological process (GO): vesicle-mediated transport
Cellular component (GO): membrane
Source: RefSeq, a predicted model, not a curated record
GGACCGGAAGUGAGGUGUUUUCCUCGACUGUUGGCUUCCGGUCUGGUGGUUCCUGACGGGGCGAGUGAAAGAAGGGACGGCGAAGCGAAGCCCUCUGGGGAGGAAAGGGGGGCGCCCUUCUCGGCGGCAAUGGAGAAGCUCCGGCGGGUGCUGAGUGGGCAGGACGACGAGGAGCAGGGGCUGACGUCGCAGGUACUUGAUUCGUCAUCUCUUAGUUUUAGUACCCGGGUGAAAUGGUUUGCCAUCUGUUUUGCAAGUGGCAUAUUGUGUUCUAUUCUUGGGACAGCAAUGCUGUGGCUCCCAGGUGGUGGUAUGAAACUCUUUGCAGUAUUCUACACAUUAGGAAAUAUUUCUGCUUUAUCCAGUACUUGCUUCUUGAUGGGUCCUGUGAAACAGCUGAAAAAGAUGUUUGAGCCAACAAGAUUAAUUGUGACAAUUGUCAUGCUGCUCUCUUUUAUACUCACCUUAUGUGCUGUGUUCUGGUGGCAUAAGAGAGGGCUAGCCCUGCUUUUCUGCAUUAUGCAAUUCUUGGCAAUGACCUGGUACAGUCUGUCAUAUAUUCCUUAUGCAAGGGAUGCUGUGAUGAAAUGCUUCACAUCCUGCCUAAGUUAGAGGGAACAAAGAGAAACUUUUCAAUGAUAUUAGAAGCCAAUUUUAUUUCUCCAAGUUUACUCUUUUGUGUCAGAUCCCAAAAUGGUGAAAAAAUUUCUUUUACAAUUGGGGAUUAAAUUAUGCUAGCAGAAUAUAUAUAUUUUCAAAACUGCCCACAACACCUGCAUAAAUCAUUUAUUUUCCUCACAAAAUGGUCUCAAAAGUGCUAGAUCAGAUUCUGCUAACAUAAUUUACUCUCAAAAGUAGCAUUUGGACUCCAGGUAAAAUGUAUGUAAAUAAUUUUGUCUUGGUUUUGCUAUUUAUCUUUCCUGUUAAUGCAUUAUUUGUUAUAUGCUUCCCAAAGAUCUUUAACAUUGUAAAAUUACGUAUUUUACUAAAUAUAUAGCUAUGGAGCUCUCUGAAAUACUUAAACUGGUAUGCUAUGGAAAGGAUGGAAACAUGUAAGAUGUCUCGUAAUAAACACGUGAACUUUUCUUUUGUUAAACUUUAUAAAUACCAACUUUUUAUAUUGUGAUACUUUAAAAAUACUUGAAUAAAAGUGCUUAUGAAUAAUAUAUUAAAUCAGUGAUUACAGACAAAAAUAAAAUUAUUUUAAAAUGCCA